Molecule: messenger RNA, 2016 nt
Organism: Papaver somniferum (opium poppy)
Lineage: Eukaryota; Viridiplantae; Streptophyta; Magnoliopsida; Ranunculales; Papaveraceae
Product: signal peptide peptidase-like 2
Exons: 14
Coding region: 489-1526 (345 amino acids)
Biological process (GO): membrane protein proteolysis
Cellular component (GO): lumenal side of endoplasmic reticulum membrane; Golgi-associated vesicle membrane; lysosomal membrane
Molecular function (GO): aspartic endopeptidase activity, intramembrane cleaving
Source: RefSeq, a predicted model, not a curated record
UGGUUUGAGGAUUUAUUGAGCUGUCUGAUAUACAAGCAAAUGAUACACUUCCUCUCCAACUUGUAAGCAAUAGAAUGUAAAGCUGAUGAUGUGGGUAAAUAGUACCAAACUUGAAAGUGUAGUUGGUUUAAGUGCUGCCUUUGGUGUUCCCAUGCCAAGACAUGCAGAAGAUGCUUUUCGAUAUCCUGCCGCUUUCGCAAACCCCUCAAAUUGCUGCUCAAGUUCAACCUCAAAUUUAUUGAAUUCUAUUGCAUUGUCUACAAGCGGAGAUUGUGUCUUUAAGAAGAAAGCAGAAGCCGCUGAAUCAGGUGGUGCAUCUGGGUUGUUGGUGAUCAAUAGCAAUGAAGAGUUUUUCAAAAUGGUGUGUUACGAAAAUGAUACUUCCAUAAACAUAACAAUUCCUCUUGUCAUGAUCACAAAGUCGACAGGAGAGACUAUGAAAAAAUUAAUGUUAGCCGGAGGACAGGUGGAGCUUCUAUUCUACUUUUAUGGCUGUUGGGACUAUUGUUUGUGCGUCUCUUUGGUCCGAGUUUAUCGCUUCUAAGCAAGAUCACGAGAGUAAUGAUCAGCUGACACCAAAGGUCUCUUCUGCUGCUGAGACUGUCAGAAAUGACUCUUCUAAGGUGAUUAUUCAUAUGAAUGCCUGGGCUGCUGUGGUAUUUGUCAUUGUAGCAUCAGUCUUACUGAUGCUACUGUACUUCUUUAUGUCUGCGUUCAUUUGGCUGCUGAUUGUACUAUUUUGCAUCGGUGGAACUGAGGGAAUGCACGCUUGCUUAGUUACAGUGAUCUUAAGGAUAUUCAAGAAUUCUGGGAAUAAGAAAGUAAACCUUCCUUGUCUUGGGGAGGUAACAGUUCUUUCAAUGGGGGUAUUGCCAUUCUGUCUAGCGUUUGCCAUCUUUUGGGCUGCAAAUCAGCAUGUAUCAUAUGCAUGGUUUGGCCAAGAUGUUCUUGGAAGCUUCUCUCUUCUUCAUUUUUUAGGGAUCUGUUUGAUGAUAUCAGCACUGCAAACGACACGUCUACCAAAUAUAAAGGUUGCUUCAAUACUUCUUUCAUGUGCAUUUGUAUACGAUAUAUUUUGGGUCUUUGUAUCUCCGCUCAUCUUCAACAAAAGUGUUAUGGCUGCGGUUGCUCAAGGUGACAAUAGUGGUGGAGAAGCCAUUCCUAUGCUUUUGAGGAUCCCUAGAUUUUUUGAUCCCUGGGGUGGAUAUGAUAUGAUUGGCUUUGGAGAUAUUAUCCUUCCUGGUUUACUCGUUGCAUUUGCCUUUAGAUACGACAGAUCGAGUAAGAAGGGUAUCCUGAAUGGAUAUUUUCUUUGGUUGACGAUAGGCUAUGACGUUGGUCUCAUCCUCACAGAUGUUGGGUUAUACUUAAUGGAUGGGCUUGGUCAACCUGCACUCCUAUAUCUUGUUCCUUGUACUCUGGGGCUUAUAGUUAUUCUAGGCUGGGUUAGAGGUGAGCUGAAACACCUCUGGAACUAUGGAUCCUCUGCACCAGUAUCUAGAGAUCCUCCUUUAGGCGAAGUCUGAGCAUAUUAGAAUUACUUGUAUCUAGAGAUGAAAGGAUAGAUAACAGGCAGCUGCAGACUCCAUAGAUCAAUCUGUUGAAGCUUCCUGCAUACAAGAUAGUGAUUCAAGCUUGUUGAUAUUCAGCAAAGAUCUGUCGGACCAAUUUCGAUAAGAUCUGUCUUAGCAUAUAACUCGAUUAACUCGACUAUACCAAAUCAAAUUGUGCAGUAACUAAUGUUGACCCAAGGUAAGUGGGAAGAAAUCUAGAGCCGAAUAUGGGACCUCCAGUGGCACUUUAGGAUUCCAAAGUUGUUUAUCUGGAAACGAAAUAAAACCUUCUGUUUCUAAAGCCGAAUAUGCAGAAGCAACCGAAAAUCCCUUUCCAUUUCCGUAUCUCCAAAGCCUAUCAUCUCUAGCAGCCGAGAGAACCAACGAAGGAUCACCGAUUACUUGCAACAACUGACUAACUUCCUGUAGUUCAUGUUAAUUCAAAGCCCUAACAAAUUGUAAA